AUGUACAGAAAACAGUUGGCAAUGCCGUUGGCGUUAAGUUUUCUGGCCAUUUUUGUCAACAUUCCAGCUUUCUUUGAGGUUACCACGAUAACAUGCUACAGAACGUUAACUAAACGACUGGUUUAUGUGGUAAGAAUUGAUUUGUUGAUAGAGAAUAUAUUAGUCUUUCUAUUUUGACCCCUAAAAUUAUAAACUAAUGGACUUAUCGUGGCUAAAAUUUUGUUAAAAAAAGGUAAUUCAGGGCUAUCUUUGACCUAGAAACGUACCGUAACUUCAUUUUUAAACCAUUUUAUCUACUGUAACUUAAUUUUUCAAAACAAAAAUUUUUCUACAGAUCCACAAUAAACUACUGUAUCAAAUUUGACACUUAUAUCACCCCAUUUUUUUAGUUAAAAAUCUCUGGGAUGCGCCUAAGUCCGGUAUAUACACUAUGGUACAAGGUGGUGUUCAGGAUGCUAAUCACAACAUGUGGACCCAAUAUUUGUAUUUUACUGCUUACUGUAAGAACAGUAAUGCUAUUACGAGGCUCGACAAAAACCCGCCGAAGUCUGUUUCAAAUGAGCGACUCUUUAAUCGACCGGUAUUCAUCAAAGUAGGUUAAUGUCAUGGAUAAUAUCGCUAAGCAAAGGUUUUUUGAGAUUUUGUAAAAUUUUUGGUUUUGUUAUAUGUAAAAGAUAUAGAGGGUCGAUUUAAGUUAAGACAUGAAAGCCAUUUGAGUAUAAUUUGUCCGUUUUCAGAGCAACAAUGUUAACCAUGAUAUCAAUCAUGUUGGUGGUCAAGUUUUUGGCCUUUCGAAGUCUAUCAUUCAUGGUAAGUUAGAGCUUUUGAUUUUUGUAGCUAGCCUAUAGUAUAUUCUAAUUAUUCUGUAAAAUUCCGAUUGUGUGGAAUCGCAGUUUUAAAGUUAUAAGGCUUUAUAUUGUAGUAGGUAUAAGCUGGUAAUAACCUGUCAUUUCAGCUCGAUAUCUGGGAGCUGCUGUUCGGAUUCGGCACGAAUAUAAGAGUAUUUGUAUAUCUGGUUGAUCUGUCGAAUAUUAUGAUCCUACUCAACAGCUCCACCAAUUGCUUCAUCAUUUUUUGGUGCUCGAAAUGGCUUCAGGAGAAGAUCGUGCAGAGGAACACGUUGAAGCGAGAAAAGUUAAUAUGUGGAGAAGGGUAGGUUACUAAAAGUUGCUUUAAAAAGCUAGUUUGAUCUGGUUUUGAACUAAAAUAGUCUUAUUUUGGUUGAAAAUGGGUUUUUGGGGGUUAAAACAGAAUGCCAAAGACUAUAUUGGCGUUCAAUUGUUUUCGUGAUGGGACCAAAGUUUAGGAGGGAUGCUUUUUAGGAAACGGCAAGAACUUUCUUUACAUUACGAAAAAUGGCAAAAACUUUCUUUACAAAACAAAAAUUGCAAGAACUUUCUUUACAAAGUCUAAAAACCAAUGAAAACCUGAUAACUGCCUACUAUAAUAUAACCACACCUCAAUUUUUAGCAACUGGUUUGCCUCCUCAGACCGUAUGAAUCUUCUACACAAAUCCUGGCGUCAACUAGUCUCACACACUCAAGAUCAAGUCGGCCAACGAGUGCUAUAUGCGAUGCUAACCAACAAUCCACCAGUGUUCUCAAUGUUCCGUCAAAUAUGCAAAUCUUCCCAAACCGGCACCCCAGUCCAAUGUAACCGCAAUAAACGUGUGAUACGUCUCACCUCGUCGGCCAGAAUGAUCUCCACACCCUCGAUCGAAUGGGACCCACUAGGGAAGCUCCACCCCGAAAGCAUCUCAAUAUCAGCUACAGUGAACGAACUGAUCGAUGACAAGUAUAGACACUCCCCCAAACCGGUACAAAUCGUGGUACCAAUCAUGAAACAAGACGAUUCUGAAGUGUUUCACAACCUCUCGGACUCACUUAAUGAUCUACCAUCGACUUCGAAUGACAGUGGUACGGUGGGCUUCAUGCUGGAUGCGGAACGAUAUAAACGGUCGGAUUCUAGACGGUAAGGAGGGUUAAAUUAUUUUUGAAUAAAAAAUGUUGAGGAAAUGUCAGAAAGCUCUGAAAAUUGAUUUUUGAAAAAAAAAUUUGGGCGAGGUAAAAAGUUUUUAUUUUUUGGUAAAGUGGGGGGGGUAGAAAAAUUUAUAAAAGAUGGAGGAAAAUCAUUGAAUUGCAGUCAAAUUAGGAAAAAUAGAAUUUUUUAAGUGGUUGAAACAGAAUGCCAAAGAUUUAUUGACAUGCAUGAUUUUCGUGGUGGGACCUAAAUUUUUAUUUUGAAAAAUGGCGAUAACUUUCCUUACAAACAUUAAAAUAAAACGAAUUUGAUUUGCAACCCAAAAAUGGCAAGAACUUCCUUUACAAAUCGAAAAAUGGCAAGAAAUUUCUUUACAAAACAAAAAAUGGCAAGAACUUUCUUUACAAACUUAAAUUUUUGAUAUUCUCUCUAUUUUUAGACCAUCCUCCCCCUCAUCCACCAAAUCCUCCAGUAGUACCAAGAAAAUGAAAAAGUCCCAUUCGGCGGUACCAAUGGAGCCGAAAGUGCACCAUUACUCAUGCCCAAUGACGGACGAAGAGAGAGGCGAGAAACCGGUCGAAAUCCUGAUGAAUCGACAAUUCAACAAGAUUUCCGAGCAAAUCACCACCUUCUUGGAUACUACAAUAUCGGAUAUGCGAAAGGGAAAGAGUGAAGCAGAUGUGGCACAAAGCAUACGAAAGUUGGGCGAUUUACACUAUGAAAAGGGCAUUUUAAUACCACCGACGGCGUGGCGAGACUUCAAAACGAGUAUCAUCAAAGCGCUGGAGGAGUGCAACUACAGUAACGAACAUGUAAGUGAGGGUAAUUUUAUAGUAAAAAAAAGUGGGAAUACAGUAUGAAAAAGGAAGAAUAUGGUCUGGAAUGGCAUUUAGAAGACAUUUUUUCACAUUUUUAAAAUUUCAGUGGAUUAAAAAUGGCAUUAAACUUAAGGUUUUACAGUAAGAAUACAGUAACCUAAUAGUAAGAAAAAAUGAAAAUACAGUAAGAAAAUGAAAAAGCAUGGUCUGGAAUGGAAUGGCUUUUAGAAGACACUUUUUUCAUCUUUAUAAUUUGUGUGAAUUGAAAAUGGCAUUGAGCUUGACUAAAACAUAUUUUUAUGCCCUACAGUGGAGUAAAGCACAUUUUUUGAAAAUUCACAAAAAUAAAUAAAAAAUCGAAUUGAUAGGAUGAUAGAGCAUAGAAGUUGUAAAUGCACGCCACGUUUUAUAAUGAUGUCACGUUUUUUGGAAAAGAUAUGAUUUAAAAAUGUCAGGCAACCGCGCUUAGGAAUUAUGCACUGUGCAGUGAUUAAUAAGGUUGCACCGUGCAGUCAAAUCAAAGGUUGCACCGUGCAGUCAUAAAUAAGGUUGCACCGUGCAGUCAACUAAAAGGUUGCACUGUGCAGUCACAAAUAAGAUAGCACUGAAGACAAAAAAGGAAUAAAGAGUAAUAUAAAAAGAUAAAAAUAUGCGCGAAAUGACACAAUUUUAUGGUUUUAUACAAUUAGAUAGCCUAAGAGAAAUUGCAAGAAAUGGCGUUACGCAACGUUUUCUUAUGUAAUAUUAUGGUUUUAUAUAACAUUUGUCUCGAUGUAAAACGACCCAACAAAUGACUGCGAGUGCUGGGGUUUGGCUCUAUUUUACUGCGAGCGGUCAGUUUUUACAGGCAUAGUAUGCUUGAGCCUACAGCCUAAGGCGACUAGGUGUAGGUCUACCAAGUCUAAGCUUGCUAAGCCUACUAAGCUUAAGCUUAAUAAGCCAAAACUUAGCUAAGCUUAUGCCUACUAUGCUUACGCCUACAGAUCCUAAAUCUACAAAGCUUAAGGCUAGCAAGCCUAAGCCAACUAAGCCUAAGUUUAAUAAGCUUAAGCCUACUAAGCCUCAAAAUUAUAAAUUUUAACUAAUAAAGACAAUAAACGACAAUAAAAAGAACAAAAUCAAUAAAAACCUUAAAAAUUACAGGAGCGAAGCCUAGUAAUGGAAACAUGGAACUCAUUCAUUGCCAUGUUUAUACGUGAAAUGAAGUUGUCCAUGUUGGGUGCUAGUAAUAAUGCCGUUCAACCGAACAAUAUCCACCACAAAUUUUCGACUGUAAGCCAGUGUAACCCCGGUCGACGGCAGUAA
Bursaphelenchus okinawaensis is the source of this 4103-nucleotide messenger RNA. The record is from the annotation of a GenBank genome assembly. NCBI's taxonomy places the organism in Eukaryota, Metazoa, Nematoda, Chromadorea, Rhabditida, Aphelenchoididae.